ACAAAAUGUCAACGUAACGGACGAAUUUCGUCGGCGUCGUGCGGCAAGAAAGAAAAGAAACAAAAAAUUAAAAUUCGAUUUAUUUUUGUGCGCGCUCGAAAAUUUUUUGCAUAUUCUCGGCGUGUGAGUGCCAAAAAUGUUAUAAAAAUAAAACAACAAAAGAUUUAAUGAGCCCGGCGCCCGGUUCUAGAUAUUUAUAGUAUAUUUUAUAAAGCAACAACAAAAGAAAAAGCAUCACAAAAAUUAUAAAGGAAUUAGUGCAAAAAAGAGUGAAACUAAAUGGUAUCAACAAUUGUAGAGCAAACGUGCCUAUUGAAGUGAAUUUCGCGUAAGAAAGUAAACUGAUAAGACGUCUCUUAUCAAUCACAAAAUAAUAAAAAAGUAUACAUAUAUUUUAAAAAUCGUGCAGAAUCUACAAAAAGUUGAGAAGCUAAAUAAGAAGAGUUUAGCAAAAAGUGAACAAAGUGAAUAUUUGAAUACCUUUUAUACAAAGUUGCGCCAUGAAGAAGCCAAAAUAAUUAACCAGGAAUCAGAGUCAAAGGCCAACAGUAGCACAAGUGAGAAAAGACACACACAACAACAGACAGAGAGAGAGAGAGAGAGAGAGCGAGAGAGAGAGAGAGAGAGAGAGCGAGCGAGAGAGAGAGAGAGAACGAACCCGUUUUCGGGCUGCAACCAUCAAAAGGCCAUAAAAGACUGAGCGAACGGAAGUCGGCAAUUGGCUGGCAGCCAUGACGACGACGUCGCUGCAACAGAAGCGUCCCAGCAUCAGCAACUGGUUCAGCUCGCUGCGCCGCCAGCCCAAGAGCAAGAAGAGCGGCUCGCUGGGCGGCCGCAGCGUCGGCAGCUUUGGCAGCAAGCAGCAACUGCAGCGCAGCUGCUUCGAUCUGAGCAUCAAUGCCGUCGGUGGCGCCACGCCCACGGGGGAUGGCAGCGAGCUGCCUGGCAGCCGCAGCAGCAGCACCUUUUACAUCACAGCGCCCCCCAGCAAGGCCGAGGAGGAUCGCCGCCGACUGUUGGGCAACACCAGCAGCAGCUCCAGCGGCGGCGGCAGCGGCAACAGCAGCAGCACCACCAUCAGCAGCGGCGUCUGUGCGCGCUGCUUUUGCAACCUGGGCAGCCUGGUGGGCAAGAAGGAGCAGCCGAAGAAGCUGCAUGUGGACGUUAAGCCGCCUCCGCCCUCGCCGGCGGCCAUCUCCACGCCACGAUCGCCCCGCUCGCCCUCGCUGUCGCCGUUCACCAGCGUGGCCACCUAUAAGGUGACCUCGCUGCGAGCCGAGAGUCCGCCGCCCGCGAGUCCCACGCUGAGCACGGAGACCGUUAGCUGCAGCGAUGUCAGCCGCAAGGUGGAGCUGCUGCGUCUGCCCAGCGAAGAGCCGAACACGCAGCUCUUCAACCGGCGCUCCGAGCUGACCCACACAACCACCACAACCACCACUCGCACUCUCAUCAUAUCGCGGCCCGUCGAGCUGCUGCUCAAUGAGCGGGGCGAGAUCAUCUCGAGGCGUCCGCCCCAGGCGCCGCGCAAGUCGCGCUCCAACUCGCUCGGCUGCAUGCUGGACGUUGCCGAGGACGGCAUCGAUAACGAGGCACUGCAGCUGGACUCUGAGUCGGAGAUGGUCAACUCAGGCCUAAGCUCACCGCUGACGCCAGAGGCGGGCGAUUUGCGGUUCAUUGACGACAGUUCCAAUUCGCAAAGCGAAUCCGAACGCAACUCAGUCAGCCAGAACCACAACAGCAGCAAUUGCAAUAGCAAUAGCAACAGCAACAGCAUUGCCGACAACAACAACAGCAGCAAACAGCUGAACAACAAUCACAGCAGUAGCAACAACAACAACAACAAUAACAACCAACAGGCGAAUCUCUGCGAGAGUUGUCGAACGCUCAUGGAGCGCAAUCGCAACAAUGCGGAGCAGAGCAAUGUCGCCAUCCUGAGGCGACCGCAGCAAAUCAAAGAUGAGCUGUGCGAAGUCGUAUCGGAAAUGGAAGCGCUCGAUGUGCCCGAGGACAAGCAUUCCAACAAAGAUAAACAAAUGUCGAUUGGGCGGAAAAAGUUCAAUAUGGAUCCCAAGAAAGGCAUUGAGUAUCUCGUGGAGAAUCGACUGUUGCGCCACGAUCCCCAGGAUGUGGCGCACUUCCUGUACAAGGGCGAGGGCCUGAACAAAACGGCAAUAGGCGAUUACCUCGGCGAGAAAAACGAUUUCAACGAGGAUGUGCUGAAGGCAUUUGUGGCCCUCCACGAUUUCACCAAUCUGAUACUGGUGCAAGCUCUAAGGCAAUUUCUGUGGUCGUUUCGGCUGCCCGGCGAGGCCCAGAAGAUCGACCGAAUGAUGGAGACAUUCGCCCAGCGCUACUGUCAGCUCAAUCCGGACAUAUUCACCAACACGGAUACCUGCUACGUGCUCAGCUUUGCCAUUAUAAUGCUCAACACAUCACUGCACAAUCCAUCGGUCAAAGACAAACCCACCGUGGAGCAAUUCAUCUCGAUGAAUCGUGGCAUCAACAACGGCGGUGAUUUGCCCCGUGGCCUGCUUGAGUCACUGUACGAGUCGAUACGCACAGAGCCCUUCAAGAUACCCCAAGACGAUGGCAACGAUCUGAUGCACACCUUCUUCAAUCCCGACAAGGAGGGCUGGCUCUGGAAGCAGGGCGGCAGCAAAUCCCUGCACAGAUACAAAUCGUGGAAGCGACGAUGGUUCAUACUGAACGACAACUGCCUGUAUUACUUCGAGUAUACCACAGAUAAGGAGCCGCGCGGCAUAAUACCGCUCGAGAAUAUAUCGGUGCGCGAGAUACAGGAUCGCAGCAAGCCGCAUUGCUUUGAGCUGUUUGCCACCGGCGGCGCCGAUAUCAUCAAGGCAUGCAAGACUGAUUCCGAGGGCAAGGUGGUAGAGGGCAAGCACACGGUUUACCGCAUGUCGGCCUCAACGGAGGAGGAUCAACAGGAAUGGAUCAAGCGCCUGACACAGUCCAUCAGCCACAAUCCGUUCUACGAUAUUCUGGUACAAAGGAAAAAGAAGGCGCUCAGCAAGAGUUAGUAUUAGAUCGGCGCUGGAUGGGCGUGACCCCGAUGGGCGUUACUCUUGUAUUGGAUCUCAGUGGAAUAUUGCUGCGUGCGCUUGCGUUUGCGUCUGUAUGUGUGUGUGCGUGUGCGUGUGCGUGUAUGCGUCUGUGGGUGUCCACAGUAAUUUCGUUGUAUGCGUGUGUGCAACUGUUUGUCUUGAGUGCUUCAGUGUGUGUGUAUGAAUAUGUAUAUGUAUAUAUUAUAUAUGUGUAUAUUGAAUAAUAUUUAAUUAAAUAUUGCCUUUGUUAUUUGGUCGAGCCUCGAAAGCUGUGCGCACAAACUCAUAUCAAAGCUCACACACGUAUUACGCACACAGACACACCCACACACAAAGACACCAUCUUUGUCUCUAUUGUUGUGAUAUAAAUUAUUUACAUUAAGCAAAUUAAAAACAAACAAAAAUGAUAAUUUACAAAUUGGCAGCAAAUAUAAACUGUUAAAUCGAAUGAAAUACAAUUUUCAAUUAGUGCAAAUUAUGUUAUGUUUAGUCUUCGAAUAUGUCUUCAACCUAGUAUUAGUAUCUGAGAGUUGCGCUCACAAUCCCCCCACCCCAUAUUGUUUAACGUCUUUAGUGCUAUGAAACAUAUCCCAGCAGCCUGUUAAAAUUAAUUAUGCUUGGCAAUUAAUAUAAAAGUUUAUUGUGAAAUUA
Messenger RNA from Drosophila mojavensis, 3713 nucleotides. It is a transcript of the gene step, whose product is annotated as cytohesin-1. The transcript is spliced from 9 exons. Lineage: Eukaryota; Metazoa; Arthropoda; Insecta; Diptera; Drosophilidae. Gene Ontology annotation, biological process: regulation of ARF protein signal transduction. Bases 732 to 3038 code for a protein of 768 amino acids. Gene Ontology annotation, molecular function: guanyl-nucleotide exchange factor activity. The record is from RefSeq and is a predicted model, not a curated record.